UGUCCUCUGUCUAGAGACUCUACGCGAGGAGGAAGGGGGGAAGGUGUGACCGUUAGCUCGAAGGCGACCGUUAACUUUUACAGCUCCUCCCUGGAACAUUUACGAACCGUCAGAUAGCAACCAGCUAACGCUAACGCUGCCGAGGGAGCUCACCUGGGCACCGCUGCGGCCAGGUCGCGGAAUAAAUCAAAAGAGCUAACGAUUUUUUAUUUUAUUUUUUACUUUUAUAAAACGCACGCAGUGUAACGUUGAUGAGGAGAAGACGCAGCUGUCGCCGACGCGGAAGUCUUCGAAGAACGACGAAGUCCUUUGCCUCCCCUCCUGAAACUGGAUAUUCAGCGUCCGACAAUGGAUUUUCACCAAUAACCUUUCCUCAGUUCACAGUGAUCAUAAAUUUGACUCGCUGUUUACCUCGGCAUCGUGUUUCCUCGUCAUGGGAUGACCGGUUAGUGAAAACGGUGGCUGUCGGUAUUCUUGCUUAAAUGACUGUCGCGGUGGGACUAUCCUAAACUAGAAAACACCAGCUUCCACAGUUGCCCCUUUUUACAGUUUCACAUCAGUGCAGCCACACAGCAAUGGGCUUCUUUUUACCUGUGGUAAAGACUUUGCGGAGGUGGAAAUAUUUUCUCGUGCUCUUUGUCUCGCUGUCCGUGCUGGCAUGGAUCGCAACUUUUUCAGGCGAAACAGUGAAAUCCGCUCCGGCGUUCCCCGCCUCACCACAGACUUUUGUCAAAGCCGACAUUGUGAAGCAUGGACUUAACACGGCGCCACCCGAUCGAUUAACGACUCCGCUGCAAGAAGUCGAAUGCCCUCAGGAGUCACCGUUGCUACAGGGAGCGGUGAAGCUGUCCUUUGAAUCCUCUCUGACACUGAAGGACGUGGAGGGUGAAAACAAAGGAGUGACUGAAGGCGAGUACAAGCCCUCAGACUGCACGGCGAGGCAGAGCGUGGCGGUCCUCAUCCCUCAUCGCAGCAGAGAGAGACACCUCCUCUACCUCUUGAACCACCUGCAUCCCUUUCUGCAGAGGCAGCAGCUACACUACGCCAUUUAUGUUAUCCAGCAGGCUGGCGAUGCAACUUUUAACCGUGCCAAGCUACUCAACGUUGGGUAUUUGGAGGCCCUGAAGGACUACAGUUGGGACUGUUUCAUCUUCCAUGAUGUCGACCUGGUACCCGAAAAUGAUCAUAAUUUAUAUGUCUGCGACAAGCAGCCCAAACACCUGGUGGUCGGCAGGAAUGCCACAGGAUACAAGCUGCGCUACAAAGGCUACUUUGGAGGAGUCACAGCUAUGACCAGAGACCAGUUUCAUCGAGUGAACGGAUUCUCGAACACGUACUGGGGUUGGGGCGGAGAAGACGAUGACCUCCGCAUCAGAGUUGAGCUGCAGAAAAUGAAGAUUGUGCGCCCGCCCGCCGACAUCGCUCGCUACACAAUGGUGUUUCACAAACGGGACAGUGGCAACGAAAUAAACAAAGACAGGAUGAGGUUGUUGGGACGAACAGCCCUGGUAUGGAAAAAGGACGGACUGAACAGCUGCUCAUAUGAGACUGUGCUGCUGGAGAGGCAGCCUCUUUAUGUGAAUGUCACUGUGGACAUCGGUAAGCCACAGAACUGACAUAAAAAAUAGGACCAAGAAACACUUUAUAAUACACGUCUUUUGGCAACAGUAUCCUUGAACCGCUGUCCUUCACAUAUUCAUGAACUUUAUUCUAACUUUCCCUCUGUUGAGCCAUCACACUGAUUUUGGGUCAGAGUGACAGGGUGUCUAGAUCUAUUUUUCAAAAAACAAGUUUUCUAGGUUGUUGCUGGUUGGUUCCUUUCAUGUUAACAUUCUAUACGUUUAUGAUUGUUUACUUCUGGUUUUCUCCUGUGGGUUGAAAAUUGUAUGGUAAUCUUGUUGCAUCAAACAUUCCACUGACAUUUAUUUUAAAUUCAUACUUAAUAAAUAUGAAUGUAUGACAUGCAAAGAGAUGACCUACUAACUCUGGAUGAUAUUUGUUUUAAGUCUUUACAUGGUAUUAUGGAAUGAUUUGUCUGGUUGAUCUUAGAACACAGACCAUUACAUCUAAUGAGAUUUUUUUUCCGUUAGAACACAUAAUAAAUAUUUUUAUUAUAAAUUGUAUUCUGGUCUCUAUAAAUGCAGGGGCUAGAAUCUACAGUUGUUGCACUACAACUUUAGUUUAUUUGAUAACAUGCCUUUGAAUAUAUAACAAUGUAUAUAUUUCUGACUGGAUGGUUUUUGGAUUAAAAAGCCUCUCCUUG
Pungitius pungitius (ninespine stickleback) is the source of this 2263-nucleotide messenger RNA. It is a transcript of the gene b4galt4, whose product is annotated as UDP-Gal:betaGlcNAc beta 1,4- galactosyltransferase, polypeptide 4. NCBI's taxonomy places the organism in Eukaryota, Metazoa, Chordata, Actinopteri, Perciformes, Gasterosteidae. Gene Ontology annotation, cellular component: Golgi apparatus. Gene Ontology annotation, molecular function: galactosyltransferase activity. The transcript has 7 exons. Bases 576 to 1616 code for a protein of 346 amino acids. The record is from RefSeq and is a predicted model, not a curated record. Gene Ontology annotation, biological process: carbohydrate metabolic process.